This is a messenger RNA of Saprolegnia parasitica CBS 223.65, 1299 nucleotides long. RefSeq lists its product as hypothetical. The record is from RefSeq and is a predicted model, not a curated record. Gene Ontology annotation, molecular function: symporter activity. The transcript has a single exon. Gene Ontology annotation, cellular component: membrane. Bases 292 to 1191 code for a protein of 299 amino acids. NCBI's taxonomy places the organism in Eukaryota, Oomycota, Saprolegniomycetes, Saprolegniales, Saprolegniaceae.
AUCUUCCUGCGUCCGAUCCAGUUCAUCGUCUUCCCGCUCGUCUUCUCAUCGCUCAUUGUCGGUAUCGCUGGCAACAACGACCUCAAGCAGCUCGGCCGCCUCUCGCUCAAGUCGUUCAUCUACUUUGAAAUCGUCACGACGCUGGCGCUCAUUGUGGGCCUCCUCGCCGUCAACUGGGUCCAGCCCGGCAAGACGGGCAUCACCAAGAAGGGCAACUACACGGGGUCGGCGUCGUCCACCUUUACAUUCGCCCAUUGGAUCAACUACUUGACGCCCAAGACGUGGGGUGAGAUGAUGGGCGGCUCGGGCAGCUCGGAGCUCCUCCAAGUGCUCGUGGCCUCGAUCCUCGUCGGUGUCGCCACCGCGCAGACCCACGGCCACCACAAGCAAGUGCUCCUCGAGCUUGCGACCGCCGUCAUGGAGAUGAUGCUCAAGUUUGUCGACAUUGUCAUCUGGACCGCGCCGCUCGGUGUGUGCUUUGCGGUCGCCAACGCGAUCGGUGCCAACGGUGUCGGUGCGCUCGCGGCCCUCGGCGCGCUUGUCGCGACCUUGUACGGCACGCUCGUGGUGUUUAUCAUUGUCAUCUUCGGCCCGAUCUUCUUUGUCUUCAAGAUCAACCCGCUCGAGUUCAUGGCCGCGAUGCGCGAGCCGCUCGUGAUUGCGUAUACGACCGCGACGUCCGAAGCCGCGUUGCCCAAGGUGUUUGAGUGCCUCCUCCAGUUUGGUGUCUCGCCCCACAUUUCGGCCUUUGUCGUGCCCUUUGGCUACUCGUUCAACCUCGACGGCUCGACCUUGUACCUCUCGCUCGCGGCAGUCUUUUGCGCGCAAGCCGCUGGCAUUGAGAAAGGCGUCGGCGAGCAAAUCACGAUGGUCCUCAUGCUCAUGAUCUCGUCGAAAGGCGUUGCCGGUGUCCGCUCGGCGAGUAUCAUUGUCCUCGCCUCGACCGUCGACCAGUUUAACAUCCCGAGCUGGCCCGUCGCGCUCCUCCUUGGCGCCGAUUGGCUCAUGGACAUGGCCCGUACGUUCACCAACGUCUUUGGCAACUGCCUCGCGUCGGUCGUCAUGGCCAAGCUCGAGGGCGAGUUCCGCAAGGACGGCUGGGAGAAGGCGCUCGAGUCGGCCAACGAAGACUCGUAUGUGGUCGAAGAAGUCAAGGUGCUCGAGGAAGGCCGGACGAGCGUCCAGCAUUAAACCGGGUGUGGCAAGGUUGCCAAUUGUAGAGUACAAAGUGAUGUCGUGAUACAAAAUAAAACACAAGUGAAUGGACGCAGAUGGUAUGCGCUUACGUUUGAAAUAUCG